This is a messenger RNA of Peromyscus leucopus (white-footed mouse), 798 nucleotides long. RefSeq names its product coiled-coil domain containing 102B (gene Ccdc102b). Lineage: Eukaryota; Metazoa; Chordata; Mammalia; Rodentia; Cricetidae. The record is from RefSeq and is a predicted model, not a curated record.
AUGACCUUUUUCUUUCUGUGGGCAUUACAAGAUAAGAUUGAUUUUGACUCUAUUCAUUGAUUAAUUGAGGAAACACAUAUAUUCCAGAUGCAGCAAUCAUCCAUUAAAGCUUACUGUGAUGUGGUAGACUCUGCCUUCUCCAAUAAAGAUGACCAUAAUUUCUCCUUGCCAUUAUACGGAGUAGAACCUCAUGUCAUCCACAAUAACAGUGCUCACUCACUCUUCACUAGAAAAUGGGAUAUUUGCAAAGAACUUUGCUUGAGGGAGUUAGAAGAAGUCAAGGCCAGAGCUGCUCAGAUGGAAAAGACGGGAUGGAGGUCAGACUGCAGUGCCAAGUAGAGGGAAAAGUGGAGCAAAAUCAGAGCUGAAAGGAACAGUGCCAGGGAGGAAGGAAGGCAACUGAGAAUAAGAUUAGAGAUGGCAAUGAUAGAACUGAGAGUGCUGAAAAAGAAGCAGAGACUGAUACCUCAGAAGCAGCUUUAUGAAGCUUAUGCCUUUCAGGAACUGGAGCUUCCUAGGUGCUUAGAUGCAUCCUAUGAUCAGAGAGACUGCAAUUCAUACAGGGAUGAAUCUGAAGAGGAUGUGGCUAUUGAUCCACCAAGAAUAAAUGAGGCAAUAAAACCCCACCUACACUUUAGAGAUUCAUUCAAGAAUGAUGGUUCACAAAUCUGUGCAGUGACUCAUGAGCUCAAGCUACAAGGAGUGAAUUUGCUCUUAGAGAAGGAAUUAACUGAAAUUUCACCCCUAUAGCCACACUUGGCUAGCUUUCAAAUUAUCUUAAGGAAGGAAAGAGAAUAA